AUUGGGAGGACGGAGUCUUAACCAUUGGACCACCAGGGAAGUCCCGAGAACCACUCAGAUGUUCUAGUUUGUGUGUGUAAGGAUGGAGAUGCCAAAGUCUAGGUGAGAUACAAACAAGAGGAGCAGGAACAGGGUUCAUUGAAAAAUCCUUAGUGAUAUUGACAUGUUUCAAGUGACAUAAAUUAGCCAAUGACUCGGAAUGAUGGAUUCCCCGAAGAUUGGAAAUGGUUUGCCAGUGAUUGGACCAGGGACUGAUAUAGGGAUAUCUUCACUCCACAUGGUGGGGUAUUUGGGAAAAAAUUAUGAUUCAUCUAAAGUGCCGUCAGAUGGGUAUUGCCCUGCUUGUAGGACGAAGGGAAAGUUAAAAGCCUUAAAGACUUACCGAAUUAGUUUUCAAGAAUCUGUCUUUUUGUGUGAGGAUCUGCAGUGCAUCUAUCCCUUGGGCUCUAAAUCACUUAAUAACUUAAUUACUCCUGAUUUAGAAGACUGUCACACUCCAAAUAAGCCUCAAAAAAGAAAGAUCGUGGAAACCAACUAUAAAGAUUCAUCUCUUUUAGCAAAUUCCAAAAAGACUAAAAAUCAUAAUGGUAUUGAUGGUGAACAAGUUUUGAACAGUAAACAUAAUGAAGAAGAGUAUGAUGAAACCUCAUCAGACUUACCUGGUUUACUACACGGUGGUCAACAGAAUCCAAUUAGGACAACUGAUUCCUUGGAGCAGAAUGAGAUUUUGGAAGCUGAUAUUGUUGACAUGCCUGCUGAAGAAGAUUCUACUAUGGUUGAUGUUUCUGGAACUGGAGGGACUUCCCCUCAAAAUGAAGGAUGCACGUCUGAACUGGAAAUGCCGUUGGAGAGCAAGCAUACCUCAUUUUGCCAGACUUCAUGUGUCCAAUGGAAAAAUGCACAUGCUCUCUGUUGGUUAGACUGUAUCCUGUCAGCAUUGGUGCACUUGGAAGGGCUGAAAAACACUGUGACUGACCUAUGCUCUAAAAAGGAGUCUGUGUUCGGUCGGUUGUUUACCAGGUAUAAUCAAGCCAAUGAGUUUCUGCACACCAGUCAGUUGGAUGGAGUUAAAGAUGGAGAUUGUAAAAAACUUCCUUCUGAAAUAUUUGCAAAGAUAGAGACCUGUCUGAAUGAAGUCAGAGAUGAUAUUUUUAUUAGGCUUCAGCCUCAGCUUAGGUGUACAUUAGGUGAUAUGGAAAGCCCUGUGUUUGCAUUUCCCCUGCUCUUAAAAACAGAACCCCACGUUGAGAAGCUCUUCACAUAUUCUUUUUCUUGGAAUUUUGAAUGUUCACAGUGUGGACACAAAUAUCAAAACAGUCCCAUGAAAGACCAGCCAUCACCUUCCAUCAGCCUUCCACACGUGAGCUGUCCCAGCCGUCCUUUCUACUCCCCUGAUGCCUCUAGAUGUAUGAAGAAUCUGGUCACCUUUACAAACGUCAUCCCUGAGUGGCACCCAGUUAAUGCUGCCCAUUUUGGUCCAUGUAAUAAUUGCAACAAUAAGUCACAGAUAAGAAAAAUGGUAUUAGAAAAAGUCUCUCUCAUAUUCAUGUUGCACUUUGUGGAAGGCUUACCGCAUAAUGACUUGCAGCACUAUUCAUUUCAUUCUGAAGGCUGUCUUUAUCAAAUAACUUCUGUAAUUCAGUACCAAGCAAAUAAUCAUUUUAUAACAUGGAUUUUAGAUGCUGAUGGAAGUUGGCUGGAAUGUGAUGACUUAAAAGGCCCAUGGUCUGAAAGGCAUGAGAAAUUUCAAGUUCCUGCUUCAGAGAUACAUAUUGUUAUCUGGGAAAGAAACACAUCCCAAACGACAGAUAAAGCACCUGCCUGCUGCCCACUUAAAAAGACUUAUGAUCAACACGCUUUCGGAGAUGAGAAUCAAGUAUCUCCAGCAUUGUGUCCUGUAGGUGGUGUUGCCUCAGCUGAAAUGUCCUCAGGAACUCACCCCACAAAGGUGUCCGUUGCUCCUAAUACUCUUUCACAGGAUGAAGCCGUAACUUUUGAGCAUCAUUUAUUUUCAGGUCCGAAAGGUUUGGUCGACAAGAGUAUUUCACCUUUGGCAUUUGAAGAAAUACAGGUUAACUCUGAAGGUUUUUUAUUAGAAAAUAAACCUGUGGCAGAGAAUGCAGGGGUUGUCAAGACACAUACUUUGCAAUCGCAGGAGUCACUAAUGGCUUCUUUAGUAUCGGCUCCAUGCGAGGACGAGCUUACCCAAGACCAGUUUGUGGAUUUAAGCUUUUCAUCUCAACUUGUAAAUACAAAUGUGCCAUCAGUACAGCUGAAUACAGAAGAUACUGUAGUUACUCAGCCUGUGAAUGAUAUUCGUGCUACUGACCUUACACAGAGAGUAAAGUCAGUAGAAACUGAGGGUACAGUUGCCCUAGAGAAGGAUGCUCCAUCGAAACAACUUCUUUUACCAAAAACUGAGAAAUUAAAACCAGAACAACAUGUUACAUCUCAGGUGUCUGAUUUGAAGGAAAAAGAAACUGCAGCAUCUUCUCAAACCAUAACAGCUAAGCCGUCACAGAAUCCAUUUCUGAAAGAAAAUCAGAAAAAACCAUUUGUGGGAAGCUGGGUUAAAGGCUUACUAAGCAAGGGUGUUCCUUUUAUGCCGUUUCGUGUUUCAGCUCAUAAUAGAAACACUGUGACUGAUUUGCAGCCUCCAGUUAAGGGGGCAAGUAAUUUUGGUGGCUUUAAAACUAAAGGUACAAAACAAAAGGGUAACUGGGCAUCCAGGGAAGCUCAUAGGUGUACAAGUAAGCCUCCUCCAGUUAGUAACCCUGCACCAAGCCAUCCAUCUCCAGUCAGCACAGCUUCUCUCCCUGCUAAUGGUUAUGGUGAUUUGGAAGUUUUGAAGAAAUGUGAAAACGCCUCAUAUGGAGCUCACCUCAACCACAAUUCUCAUGGAAAUGAAAAUGGUGUUUCUUCAGCAAACCAUGGAGACUCAGUUGAGGGUCAGAUUCAUAAACUUCGUCUAAAACUUCUUAAAAAACUUAAGGCAAAAAAGAAGAAAUUAGCUGCCCUUAUGUCUUCCCCCCAAAAUGGAACACUUCCAAGUGAAAAUUUAGAACCUAUGUCCCAUUGUGGAUCUCCAAAUGAUUGUGAAUCUCCAAAUGAUUGUGAAUCAAUAGAAGACUUGUUAAAAGAACUACAACAUCAAAUUGAUAUUGCCGAUAGUAAAUCUGGAUGCGCCACAGUUCCUAGUGUUUCCUCAUACAGUAGUCAAACUCAUGAAGAAAUCUUAGCAGAAUUACUGUCCCCUACAACUGUUGUUUCAACAGAGCUCUCAGAAAAUGAGGAGGCUGACUUUCGAUACUUAGAAAUGGGAGAUAAUCAUAUCCCAGCACCAGUACCUAAUGAAUUAAACAAUAUUCCCCAAGACAUACAUCUGAGACAGGACCAUAAUUACUGCAGCCCUACCAAGAAAAAUCAAUGCAAAGUUCAGCCAGACUCACUCACAAAUAAUGCCUAUGUUACGACAUUGAACUCGGAAAAUCCCAUGAAGACUGAUAUUUUUGAUGAGUUUUUUUCUACUUCCGCGUUAAAUUCUUUAGCAAGUGACACAUUAGACUUCCCUCAUUUUGAUGACUAUCUGUUUGAGAAUUGUUGAAUGCUUGUUAACUCUUUUUAGGUUAAUAUUUAUUAUUACUCUUGGAAAAAUUUACUAUGUUUUUAGGUAGUGUUUACACACUGGCCUUGUCAUGAACAAAAUGUAAGCUACUGAAGGUUUUACCUUUGGUUAUGCCCACAAAGCAUAUGAUCUGUUUCACAAGUUUAAAUGAUGAAGAAUUUGUUCUCCUUGUUGGCUUCAUUUUGUGUUUGUAGGAGAAUGAGGAUUUCAAAAUGUUAAAAAUGAAAAGUAGUUUAUAGUUUCUGGCAGUUUGUACAGUUGGGUACAUUAAAUUUCUACAUUUUAAAUUUUAGUUAUGUUGGUUCAGGCAAAACACUAGUUGAUACAAACUUAAGUCAGUGUAUAUGAUACGUGAACACAUGACUGUUUUGCUAAGGGUUUUGUGGUCUUACAUAAGAGCCUAAGCCUGUCUCUUCUACCAGUAGAGUGGUGUAGAAUGUAAGCUCCCCUCAUACAACUUGUUUCCUCUUUCUCUCUUUACAAAAGAUGGCAGGAAACUUGUUACUAGAACUUUAUAUAAUGUUAGGUGAUCAAAAAAAUGAUCUGUAACAGGAAAAAGUAACCUAUUUUUGUGUUGAUGUGCUAAGAGUUUACAUUAUAAGUAUCAUCUUUCUCCCCCAAGACAUUUAUUUCUGUAACCAAAGUGGGACACCAUCUAACAGUUAUAUUUUGGGAGAAAUAGCAGUGCAUGUAAGGCUUGCCUAUGUUGGAUUCUACUGUAAAUGAAACAUUAAUUCAUUUAAACCUCAGCAUUCCUAUGAGCAAGGUACUCUUAUCACUUUUAACAGAUAAGGAAACAGCACAGAACUAGUAAGUUGUAGAGCUGGGAUUGAGUAUAGAGUGGUUACUACAGUGCUUGAACUUAACAUAUGUUCUACCUCUAGCUUCAUUUAAAGUUUGGGUGCCCAAACAGCACCACUGCUCUAGUGAUUUGAGUUAGUAGCAGGGUUACUAAGGUUUGAAGGUGGCGGUCUUGGGGGAGAAUACUUUGCUAGGGACUCAGUACUGCAAAAAUGAUUUGUCAAAAUUACUCCCAAACCUCCCCCUCCCUUUUUUUCUGAUUGCAAAAUAAAAAGUCAUGUUUAUUGUAAGGAAAAACUGGGAAAAUACAGGAAAACACCAAGAAGAUUUCGGAGCAUUCAUCUUAACACUUAGUGGUAAUAACUACUGCAAACAUUUUCAUAUUUUUAUGCAUUUAGACUUUAAGACAUAAAUAUGAGAUUCUGUUGUACCUAUUUGUUAAUGAUCUGUGUUAAUGUUUAAUGAGCAUUUUUCCAUCUUAGUUUUUGACAACUUUUGGAUAGCUAUAUAAUGUUACCUUGUGUGUAUUACCAUUGUUUCACCAAUUUAUAUUUUGAGGUGAUUUGUAUUGUUUUGUUAUUGUUAAUUAUCCUUAUUGAUAAAAAUUUUCACAGAUCCAAGUUUUAUUUUCUGGGAGUGGAAUUUCUGGGUCAAAGAAUAUGCACUUUUUUACAGUCUUUUAAUGAUUGUUUGCAUGGCUUUGCUGAACCCUCACCAACACCAGGUAGUAGCAUUGAAGGGGGAAGAAACCUUGGCUGGUUUUGGUUACAUUUCCAUGAUUAUUAGUGAGGUUGAAUAUUUUCUGUAACUUUAUUGGCCAGUUGAGUUUCUUUGAGGAAUUGCUUAUCCAUCCUUUACUUGUUAUUAAUUAUUUAUUCAACUAUUUCUAGAUUUCUGCUGAGUGCCAAGCACUGUUGUAAACCUCAGACAU
This is a messenger RNA of Mesoplodon densirostris (Blainville's beaked whale), 5357 nucleotides long. It is a transcript of the gene USPL1, whose product is annotated as ubiquitin specific peptidase like 1. The transcript has 10 exons. Gene Ontology annotation, cellular component: Cajal body. Lineage: Eukaryota; Metazoa; Chordata; Mammalia; Artiodactyla; Ziphiidae. Bases 200 to 3604 code for a protein of 1134 amino acids. Gene Ontology annotation, molecular function: SUMO binding. Gene Ontology annotation, biological process: protein desumoylation; Cajal body organization. The record is from RefSeq and is a predicted model, not a curated record.